ACCCGCAGUUGUCAGAAACGACACAGUAGUGGUUGUGACACCGCAGCUACACACCGGUCCGGGACGCCCGCGGAGACAACGACUCCGGGGGGUGCCGGAUGUGCCGAGCGCCCCCUGGCUGUGGCCAUGAGUAACAGCCACCCUCUGCGGCCGCUGGCCUCGGUGUCGGAGAUCGACCAUGUGCACCUGCUGUCGGAGCAGCUCGGGGCGCUGGUGCCGGGAGAGGAGUACAGCGACGUCACCUUCAUCGUGGAGGAGAAGAAAUUCCCUGCACACAGAGUCAUUCUGGCUGCGCGCUGCCACUACUUCAGGGCCCUGCUGUAUGGAGGGAUGAAGGAGUCCCAGCCUCAGGCAGAGGUGUGUCUGGAGGAGACGCGGGCCGAGUCCUUCUCCAUGCUCCUGCAGUACCUGUACACGGGCCGGGCCAGCCUGAGCUCGGCCCGCGAGGAAGUGCUGCUGGACUUCCUGGGACUGGCGCACCGCUACGGCCUCCAGCCACUAGAGGACUCCACCUCGGAGUUCCUGCGCACAGUGCUGAGCACCCACAACGUGUGCCUGGUAUUUGAUGUGGCCAACCUGUACUGCCUGCAGGCACUCAGUGCCGCCUGCUGCUCCUACAUUGACCGCCACGCCCCGGAAGUGCUUGCCAGCGAUGGUUUCCUGUCCCUCUCCAAGUCGGCCCUGCUCACCGUGGUCCGCAGAGACUCCUUCGCGGCUCCAGAGAGGGAGAUAUUCCAGGCGCUGUGCCGCUGGUGUCAGCAGAACAGAGAGGAGAACGCGGCGGAGGUGAUGGGGGCGGUGCGCCUGCCCCUCAUGAGCCUGACGGAGCUGCUGAAUGUGGUGCGUCCCUCUGGCCUGCUGUCCCCCGACGCCCUGCUGGACGCCAUCAAGACCCGCUCUGAGAGCCGUGACAUGGACCUCAGCUACCGCGGCAUGACAGUCCCAGAGGAAAAUAUUGCAACGAUGAAACAUGGUGCUCAGGUAGUGAAGGGGGAGAUGAAGUCGGCGCUGCUGGAUGGCGACACACAGAACUACGAUCUGGACCAUGGCUUCUCUCGCCACCCCAUCGAGGAUGACUGCCGAUCCGACAUCGAGGUCAAGCUGGGCCAGCCCUCCAUCAUCAACCACAUCCGCAUCCUGCUGUGGGACCGUGACAGCCGGUCAUAUUCCUACUAUAUCGAGGUGUCGAUGGACGAGCUGGACUGGGUGCGCGUGGUCGACCAUUCGAAGUAUCUGUGUCGCUCCUGGCAGAGCCUUUAUUUCCCUGCCAGAGUCUGCAGGUAUGUGCGCAUCGUUGGGACACACAACACAGUGAACAAGGUGUUCCACCUGGUGGCCUUUGAGUGCAUGUUCACCCAGCAGAGCUUCACCCUGGAUCAGGGGCUGCUAGUGCCCAGUGAGAAUGUGGCGACCAUCGCCGCCUGCGCCAGUGUGAUCGAGGGUGUGAGCCGCAGCCGGAACGCUCUGCUGAACGGCGACACCCGGAACUACGACUGGGACUCGGGGUACACCUGCCACCAGCUGGGCUCCGGCGCCAUCGUGAUCCAGCUGGCCCAGCCCUACAUGAUCAGCUCCAUGAGGUUGUUACUGUGGGACUGUGACGACCGCAGCUAUAGCUACUACAUUGAGGUCUCCACCAACCAGCAGCUGUGGACAAAAGUGGUGGAUCGGACAAAAGUGGCCUGCAGGUCCUGGCAGACGCUGACCUUUGAUAAACACCCAGCCUCCUUCGUUCGCAUUGUGGGGACUCACAACACUGCCAACGAGGUGUUCCACUGUGUGCACUUUGAGUGUCCAGCCCAGCUCGACGUGGAGGUGAAGGAAGGCAGUCCUGGGCAGAGCUCACCUGAGUCGGGCUCCAGCUCCCAAGAACCGCAGCAGUCCCGCCCCCCCAGGCCCUCGCGGGCUCAGAAUCUCCUACUGGCUCCUCCCUCCUCCCCAGGCUCCUGGACGCAAUCCCAGCACUGAGCGUCGUGGACACACGGACUCUGGAAAACAUGAAGGCCGCUUCUGCAGCACACGUCUGGCCACAGUGUUGUUCGUCCUGGCCUCAGCCUGGGACUCACGGACUCCAGAAAGCACCGCCGCGUGCUCCUGGAUUCCCAAACUGCUUUCCCGGUUCUGUGUAAAAUCAGGCCGUGUCUCAAUCCAGUGACUCACUGCGUGUGGCUGAGCUGUACAGUAACCGUGCUUGUCUGAAUGUAUAUAUGCUCCAGGCUAACACACUGAUUCCUGUGUUAUAGAAAGAAUGUGAACUCAGGCCUGCUGGUACUUAAUCCAGUCCUUGCUGCACAACGCGUGCAAUAAAACACAUGCAGACGCGUGUUUCUCUCUUGUGAA
This is a messenger RNA of Lepisosteus oculatus (spotted gar), 2340 nucleotides long. NCBI's taxonomy places the organism in Eukaryota, Metazoa, Chordata, Actinopteri, Semionotiformes, Lepisosteidae. The record is from RefSeq and is a predicted model, not a curated record.